AUGCGUCUCCAACCUCGUCUACCACUUUUUCUGUCUGCUCUCUCCCUUCUUGCCACCGUCGUCGUUGCUGCCGGUGGUGACAGUCAAAACGCUGAAAGAUCGUGCACUGCCCAUGACGGUGAUACCUUCUACGACCUGAGCCCGCUACAAUCAAGUACGGACUACAGCUUUCAGGAUAGCGGGCAGGAAUUCUUCAUUAAUGUCUGCCAACCCGUCCAUCAUGACCUCUGGCAUGUCGAAGUCGACAGACCUGACAACGUCGGCGCUUUCAUACGCAACUUUGCUCGACGUGGGGACACCUCGAUAGGAGAAGUAAACACGACUUUGACCGUAAAGGAUGGUCAUCCUCUUCUUCUCCUAACGGGCGGUUCUCUGUGCCCGAACACCGAUGACAUGCGCGCCAUGACCGCCAUCCGUUUCAUUUGUGAUACCUCUGUGUUCGGCUCAGGGACUCCUUUCCUGGUAGCCCAACUACCUCCUGACGAUGAAUUGGCCUGCGCCUUCUUCAUCGAAUGGAGAACACACUAUGCAUGUCCCGCCGCGGAACGCACAGGAUUUUGGGGUGGCCUCAUUCUAACUCUCUCCAUCCUCGCAAUCAUACUCAUGAUGCUCUACUUUGUCGGCGGCACAAUGUACCGCCGUUACGUUCUCAACAUUCGCGGCUUCGACCAGCUCCCUCGCUUCUCCCUCUUCUCUCUUGGCGAUACCAUCGAGUUUAUUCAAAACGUCUGUGACCGUUUCAUUACCUCCUCGCGUUCGCAGUCUUGGACUACAAACGACUACAAUCACCACACGUCUUACCAAAGUGGACGAAGACAGCGAGGGAGCGUCGACAGACUACCCACUCUUCCCGAAGAGGAAGAAUCUUUGAUCGGUGGUGACCACGGAAAUGAUCCUACCCAUACGGAAGGCCAUCAUGCUCCGCCACCACAGCAGGUACAGCCUACUCCUGCCCCUCAAACUCAGGUGCAGCAAGGAACCCCUGAUCUUGGCCUCGGUCAUGCGAACGAUGGAGAUGCCCAGCCGCACGCCGUAGACACGCAGAACGUGAUCCAUUCGUAACAUACAAGUAGCAAAGUGGGCGCACAGAUGGAGUCGUGUCUGGGAACAUUGGAGUAUCCCAUCUUGUACCAUCCGAAUGUUUGUUUGAACUGUUCUGCCUUGAAACUAUAUCGUGUAAUCUACGUUCA
Molecule: messenger RNA, 1190 nt
Organism: Stereum hirsutum FP-91666 SS1
Lineage: Eukaryota; Fungi; Basidiomycota; Agaricomycetes; Russulales; Stereaceae
Product: mannose 6-phosphate receptor domain-containing protein
Exons: 6
Coding region: 1-1062 (353 amino acids)
Biological process (GO): vacuolar transport
Source: RefSeq, a predicted model, not a curated record